Messenger RNA from Acromyrmex echinatior (Panamanian leafcutter ant), 1366 nucleotides. RefSeq names its product transcription factor p53 (gene p53). Gene Ontology annotation, cellular component: nucleus. NCBI's taxonomy places the organism in Eukaryota, Metazoa, Arthropoda, Insecta, Hymenoptera, Formicidae. Gene Ontology annotation, molecular function: DNA-binding transcription factor activity, RNA polymerase II-specific; RNA polymerase II cis-regulatory region sequence-specific DNA binding. Gene Ontology annotation, biological process: apoptotic process; regulation of transcription by RNA polymerase II. The record is from RefSeq and is a predicted model, not a curated record.
AAAAAUAGUAAAAGGCAAGAUACAGGAAACAAAAAGCACAUUAUUAAAAUAGGCUUUACGGAACGAAAAGGCAGAGAAAUGAUGAGACAGAGAGCGCUAAUUUUAAAGAGAGACGCAUACAAACUACGCCAUAUAAUCUUUCCACUAUGAAUCAUGACACACCAUGUUAUCCCUUCUACAUCCACCAUGGAUUGUAGACGAACGAGAUUCGAGAUGAGAAAAUUUCGAUCCUCCCCGUAAUUCGCAUUACUGGAUCCCACUGGAUCCUUCCCGAUCACUCGUGUGAAACUAGUGUGCAGCUUUGAUUCUCAGGAAUCUGCAUUGAUGGAUGAUGAAACGUAUAAGGAUAUAGAGAAGACUUUCGGAGGUACAUUGCCGCUACCAGAAGAUAUGAACGCAUUUGAUGCAGAAGACAAAUAUGAUAUACUACUUACCGAGUCCAUGUAUAUCCCUCCGGAAAAGAGAUUAAAAAGUCAAACAGAAGAAGAUGACGAUAUUUAUUAUUCACGUGGGUACGCCAAUUAUUUAGGCCCUCAAUUAAAUUUCCAGUAUACCUUGGCAGAGAAUGGUGGACAGGAUUGGUCGUACUCUCAAAAAUCGAAAAGAGUAUUUCUAAAAAUGGAAAAGACACUGCCUUUACGAUUUACAUGGGAACCAGCUGCAUCCGGUUUAUUUUUGCGUACAAAAUUAGUUUUUGUAUUAGAGCAAUAUAAAAACGAUCCAGUAAGACGAUGCCCUAAUCAUAUAGCAUCAACCAAUUAUAUUAAUCAAUCAAUAGAUCCGGAAAGAAUUAAACAUGUAGUCCAUUGUGUUAAUCAUGCCGCGAGUAUCUACGAAGAAGAAAAUGAACAUCUUUCUAUCUUAACACCGCUUUGUACACCCGAACCUGGCUCACAAUAUUUUCCAAUGUGUUUUAAAUUUUUUUGCAAAAAUAGUUGUACAUCCGGUAUGAAUCGUAGGGAUACUGAGCUAGAAUUCACUUUAGAAGAUAAAAGAAAGCAAGUUUUAGCUCGCCAAACAUUGGGAAUUAAAAUAUGUAGUUGUCCCAAACGCGAUAAACAAAAAAGCGAGACAGAUCUGGAACGAUCAAUAUCUGUCAAACGAGAAUUUGUUUUAACAUCGGGAAAAAAGUUACCGUCUUAUGACACGCACGUUUAUAAAGUCGAAUUAAAUAUCGUCGGCAAAGAAAAUUAUUUAUCAGUUUAUAAACAUGCAUAUGAUAUUAUGGCCGGUCAAGCAGCGAGAACUGGUCAGCAUGAAUGUUUUAAACCGUAUAUGGAUGAAAUAUCAUGCAAAGUGCCUUUAAAUCAUUAAUAAUUUCAAAUUUCAAAUCCCGCUUUUGCACGACAGUUUUCGUUUAAUAAAA